Exophiala aquamarina CBS 119918 is the source of this 1797-nucleotide messenger RNA. RefSeq names its product ATP-dependent Clp protease ATP-binding subunit ClpX. The transcript has a single exon. Bases 1 to 1797 code for a protein of 598 amino acids. NCBI's taxonomy places the organism in Eukaryota, Fungi, Ascomycota, Eurotiomycetes, Chaetothyriales, Herpotrichiellaceae. Gene Ontology annotation, biological process: protein catabolic process; proteolysis. Gene Ontology annotation, cellular component: mitochondrial matrix. The record is from RefSeq and is a predicted model, not a curated record. Gene Ontology annotation, molecular function: ATP binding; ATP hydrolysis activity.
AUGACUGUUCCCCGCCGAUUGCGAGCUUCCUACAUCGCCAUGAGCAAACGACCCUUGUCUACCUCCAGUCCAAGGCCCUCCUCAUCUCAAUUCCACCGCUCUGAUUUCACCAGCCAGCCAUUCACCGGUAGCUAUGAGCCGGGCCUACCUACGUCGGGCCCGCUGGGUGGCAACCAUAUAUUUGGAACACCACGUCUGACUCCCAAAAUGCUCAAACAGCAUCUCGAUCAAUUCGUGGUCGGUCAAGAAAGAGCAAAGAAGGUGCUGAGCGUGGCUGUCUUCAACCACUACCAGCGAGUACAAGAGCUACAAAGGAGGGAGGAGGAAGAAGCAGAUCUGCUGGCACAAAGGGAGCGUCGGGAGCGGCAUCCUGUCGAGGAUGAAUUCCCGGGCCAACAACCUACCAUUCGGAUGGGAGGUCCUCCAACAUCAAAUAUGGAUCCUCGCAAGACACUGCUUGUAGAUACCACUCCUCUGACGCUGGAGAAAUCCAAUAUCUUGUUACUAGGCCCUAGUGGGGUAGGCAAGACAUUGAUGGCCAAAACGCUCGCUCGGGUUUUGUCAGUCCCCUUCUCAAUGUCGGACUGUACACCCUUCACACAAGCAGGCUACAUCGGCGAGGACGCCGAAGUCUGCGUCCAUCGCCUCCUCGCCGCCGCCAACUACGAUGUGGAACGCGCCGAAAGAGGGAUCAUUUGUCUCGACGAGAUUGAUAAAAUUGCCACAGCUAAAGUGAGCCAUGGUAAGGAUGUUUCUGGUGAAGGUGUACAGCAAGCACUUCUGAAAAUCAUCGAGGGCACCACAAUCCAGAUCCAAGCCAAACCCGAGAGGAACGCUCCUCGAGCAGGCGGUCAAUCGCCCACGUACCCGAGUAACAGUCCACUAGGCGCAAACUUCUCGUCCGGGUCUUCGGGCGCUCCUGCAGCACCAGUCAAAGGGGAAGUGUAUAAUGUACGCACCGACAACAUCCUGUUCAUCUGCAGCGGUGCCUUUGUUGGGCUCCAGAAACACGUCAUGGACCGGCUUACCAAGGGCAGCAUCGGUUUUGGCGCGACUGUCAGGUCGAGCUCCAACCAGCAAUUCUACGGCCGCGAUUCCAAAUCGACAACGAACACCCCUGUCCCCAUACUCCCCGGCUCACAGGAAGAAGCGCUCUACAAAAAGCACCUACCAUUCUUCACGCCCACGCACGCCCCCGAACAGAAUGCCGCAGACGGCUCAGCCGCUGAGCCGAAUUACUUCAAUCCCUUGGACCUGGUGACUCCAUCCGACCUCCAGUCCUACGGCUUCAUCCCCGAGCUAAUCGGGCGCAUCCCGACAACAACAGCCCUCGCAGCGCUCACGCACCCUCUCCUCCUCCGCAUCCUAACCGAACCGCGCAACUCGCUGGUCGCACAGUACGUGACGUUGUUCUCCCUCUCCGGGAUCGAGCUUCGCUUCACCACGCCCGCAUUCCACGUGAUCGCUACCAACGCGCUAACAAUGGGGACCGGCGCGCGCGCGCUCCGCACCGAAAUGGAGACUAUCUUGGGAGACGCCAUGUUCGAAGCCCCGGGCAGCAGCGUCAAGUACGUGCUGGUGACGGAGAAAGUCGCCAAGCGAGAGGAAGGCGCGAUCUAUUUUGGAAGAGGUCAAGGAGGGAAAUUCCACGCCUUGAUUGCGCAGGAAGAGGGAGACUGGGAGGAUAAACAGAAGAAGAAAGAGGCGGAGCAGGGCGGACAGCAUGGUUCCUCCAUCUCGGGGAGUUUUGAAGAUUGGAGGACUAAAACUACCGUCGCUGCUGGUAGUGGUGGAUGA